AUGGAGAAGCUGCAGACGGUGCUCGACCUGCAGCUCAGGCAGCACAGGGCGCUGGGCUACGGCCUGGUGAGCCUCCUGACGGCGGGCGGGGAGCGCCUGUUCUCCACCGCCCUGUUCCAGUGUCCCUGCAGCGCCGCCUGGAACCUGCCCUACGGCCUGGUCUUCCUGCUGGUGCCCGCGCUCGCCCUCUUCCUGCUGGGCUACGUGCUGAACGCGCGCACCUGGCGCCUGCUCACCGGCUGCUGCGCGCGCACCUCGCGCUCCCGCUCCCGCGCCCGGCGCUGCGGCGCGGUGGUGCGGGGCGCCGUGGUGUGCGCGCAGCUGGGCGCCUCGGCCGCGGUGGCGCCGCUCACCUGGGUGGCCGUGGCGCUGCUCGGGGGCGCCUUCUACGAGUGCGCGGCCUCCGGGAGCGCGCCCCUGGCGCGGCGCCUGUGCCGGGGCCGCGCCCCCGCCUGCGAGGCCCAGCUGCCGCUCGCGCCCUGCCUGCCCGCCCAGGGCCCCGACGCGCAGGGCGUCCUCAGGGAGCUCAAGGCGCAGUCGCAGGUGCUGGGCUGGAUGCUGAUAGCAGUUGUCAUCAUCUUCCUUCUGAUUUUUAUAUCUGUCUCCCGAUGCCUAUCUCCAGUUAGUUUCCUGCAGCUGAAAUUCUGGAAAAUCUAUUUGGAACAGGAGCAGCAGAUCCUUAAAGCUCAGGCCACAGAGCAUGCCAUGGAACUGGCAAAAGAGAAUGUUAAGUGUUUCUUUGAGUGCUUACACCCAGAGGAAUGCAAUACCCCCAGCAUGAAAGACUGGCAGCAAAUUUCAUCUCUAUAUACUUUCAAUCCGAAGGAGCAGUACUACAGCAUGUUGCACAAAUACGUUAACAGAAAAGAGAAGACUCAUAGUAUCAUAUCUAAAGAAGGAGAUGCAGUGAUUCCUGUUCUUGGCUUUGUAGAUACACCUGGUAUAAAAACUGCUGCUGAGUUAUGACCUUAUUAAUGAAUACACAGAAAGUGCUUUUGAGUUAUUGCUUCAUUAAAAAAAAAAAAAACGUU
This is a messenger RNA of Nyctereutes procyonoides (raccoon dog), 1031 nucleotides long. It is a transcript of the gene CALHM6, whose product is annotated as calcium homeostasis modulator family member 6. Gene Ontology annotation, molecular function: monoatomic cation channel activity. The record is from RefSeq and is a predicted model, not a curated record. The transcript has 2 exons. Bases 1 to 966 code for a protein of 321 amino acids. Lineage: Eukaryota; Metazoa; Chordata; Mammalia; Carnivora; Canidae.